This is a messenger RNA of Rotaria sordida, 774 nucleotides long. Lineage: Eukaryota; Metazoa; Rotifera; Eurotatoria; Philodinida; Philodinidae. The record is from the annotation of a GenBank genome assembly.
AUGGCAUCACGAACAGUUCUUAUUACUGGUAGUACAAGUGGUAUCGGUCUUGGUAUCGCUCGUGCAUUUGCUAAUGCAAAAUAUAAUGUCAUAUUUCAUGGAUUAGAAAAAAAUGGUAGUGAUAUUGCAGCUAAAAUAGCACGUGAAUUUCAAGUUGCUCAUCUAUUUUCACCUGCUAAUGCUCUACAUUCAGAUCAAUUACGAACAAUGGUUGAUGAAGGUUUAAGACGAUUUAAACAUAUUGAUGUUUUAGUCAAUAAUUGUGGUAUUCAACAUGUUUCACCAAUUGAAACUUUUCCUGAAGAUAAAUGGGCUGAUAUUCUUCGUAUUAAUUUAACAUCAGCAUUUAUUCUAACAAAAGCUUUAAUGAAACCAAUGAAAGAAAACAAAUUUGGUCGAAUUAUUAAUGUUGCAUCAGCACAUGGUCUAUUUGCAAGUGAAUAUAAAUCUGCAUAUGUUGCUGCUAAACAUGGUUUACUUGGUUUAACAAAAGCAACAGCACUUGAAGGUGCACCAUUUAAUAUUAAUUGUAAUGCCAUUUGUCCUGGUUAUGUAAGAACACCACUUGUUGAUGCACAAAUACGUGAUCAAGCUAAAUCUCAUGAUAUUCCUGAAUCGGAAGUCAUACCACGUGUCAUUCUUCAAAAACAUGCUGUUAAAAAAUUUGUACCAAUUGAACUUAUUGGCAAUUUAUCUUUAUUACUUGCUGAUGAAAUAAGUGCUACAUUAACUGGAACGGCAAUACCUAUUGAUGGCGGUUGGUCUGCACAAUAA